This is a messenger RNA of Anopheles arabiensis, 1458 nucleotides long. RefSeq lists its product as uncharacterized. Lineage: Eukaryota; Metazoa; Arthropoda; Insecta; Diptera; Culicidae. Gene Ontology annotation, biological process: DNA integration. Bases 1 to 1458 code for a protein of 485 amino acids. The transcript has a single exon. Gene Ontology annotation, molecular function: nucleic acid binding. The record is from RefSeq and is a predicted model, not a curated record.
AUGGGAUACGUGUGGCGUUUCAUCAACAACUGCAAGGUGCCCAAAAGUCAAAAGGAUGGACGAUCGUUCGGUCCCCUAAGCAUCGCAGAACUGCAGCAGACGGAGAGAAGUAUAUUGCGAGAGGUGCAACAGAUGGUAUAUCCGGAAGAAUACCGCAUCCUUCAUAAAGCCAGAGACAACGCCGAGCCCACACUUUUCGUUCAUCGCUCUAGUCCGCUGCGCAAAAGAAGCCCCUACAUGGAUCGAGAUGGUGUCCUUAGGGUCAAAGGUAGAAUCGACGCGUGCUCAUUCAUUAGCGAAGAUACAAAACGUCCGGUGAUCCUGCCCAAAGCUAAUGUCGUCACGGACCUGAUCAUCGAUUUCUACCACCGAAAAUAUCGACACGCGAACCACCUUGUCCUAAUAAAUGAAGUUCGCCAACGGUACGAUAUUCCCGCACUAAGAGCAGCGUGUGGUCGAGUGCGGGCUAGGUGCCAGCUAUGCCGAAUAAAAAAGGCGAAACCGAAUGUACCGAUGAUGGGAGAACUACCGGAAUGCCGCUUGUCGCCCUGCACUCGACCCUUCACCUUUACCGGAGUGGACUAUUUUGGACCGUUCACGGUAGUAAACGGUAGGAAAACGGAGAAAAGAUGGGGAGUUCUCUUUACCUGUCUGGUGGUGCGGGCGAUACACAUUGAAGUCGCGCAUACACUGUCCACUAGUUCCUGCAUCCUCGCCCUCCGCAACUUCAUAGCUCGCCGAGGAACACCAAACGAGAUAGUAUCUGACCGGGGUACCAACUUCGUCGGCGCCAAUCGGGAACUCCAGGAAGGGCUAAAAGAUAUAAACAUGAGUAAGAUCGUCGAGGAGCUGAACCUCACCAGCGUAAAGUGGACCUUCAAUCCGCCAGGAGCACCGCAUUUUGGAGGUGCCUGGGAGCGGCUCGUACAAUCGGUGAAGAAAACAUUGGCAAACAUUCAGUUUACCAAACAUCCAUCAGAUGCGGUGUUCAACAGUUGGUUGAUGGAAGUUGAAUUUAUCAUCAAUUCUCGUCCUCUUACAGAUGUUCCGGUUGAUCGUGAAGAGGACUCCCCACUUACGCCAAACCACUUCCUUCUCGGAUCCUCGUGCGGGGCCAAGCCGAUAACCAGCUACGAUGUGUCGGCCGAGUCUAUAAAAAACACCUGGAAGACGUCACAGGUGUACGCCGAUAUCUUCUGGCGAAAGUGGGUGUCGUGCUACCUGCCCACUCUUACCAAGCGGACCAAGUGGUUUGACACCGUGAAACCUAUUACGGUGGGCGACGUGGUGCUAAUCGUUGACGAAACACUCCCGCGCGGAUGCUGGCCAAAGGGACGCGUAGUUCGAGCCAUCGUAUCGAGAGACGGCGCGGUCAGACGAGUACACGUGCAAACGGCAUCCGGAAAAAUAAUCGAAAGGCCGGCUGUCAAGAUAGCAGUAAUUGACGUAUCCGCAUGA